AGGGAUGUGAAGGAACGAAUUAGGCGGGACGCACCGCUGAGAUGGGCUGACCAAACCAAUGACGGAGAGCCCGACGUAAUGGGUGAGCCGGUCGUGACAGAGCCGCAGGAGGCUCUGAAGACAGGAACCUCGAGCGGCCGACGACAAGCGACGAGACGACGCUCCCCCGAGUAUGAGCGGAGGCAGACCAUGGCGGAUAGGCACAGGGACAACUGGAGAGAGAGUUCGAGGGAAUCCUAUUGGAGAGACAGAGACAGGGAUAGAGCGCCGUCCAGGCGAGUCUUCGACCCCCAGACCGGGGAGUCACAUUCGCUCCCUUAUGAAGGCAAGGAUCGCUAUAUUAUUACGCACAAGGUCUCGGAGCCUCCUACUUUCAGGGGUUAUGGCAUCACAGAAUAUCUGGAAAAGUGGGAACUUCACGCCAGCCGGAGUCAAUGGUCAGAGGAAAAGAUUAUAAAGAACUUCCUAUUUAAUGUAGAUCCAAGUCUCGGCAAGGAAGUUAAGGAAGCCCGACCCAAGGAUGGGAAAUGGACUACGUACAAAAAGAACCUCGUAAAGCUUUACAAAUUGGAGGAUAACAAGUACUUCAUCAAGGACCUCGAGACAAUAACUCAAGAUGGAGAUGAGAGCGUACGGGCAUUUGGGAUGCGUUUCCAGAAGAUCUCCGACGUGCUGAUGAAGAAGAGGAAGAUCUCGGAGGUCGAGCGCUGUACUAUCUUCAUCGGACACCUGUCCAAAGGUAGACAAAAAAAUAUACUUAGAGAUCUUCCGCGGGACAAGCUUGACUUCCCAGAAGUCCUAAAGCUCGCGAUAAAGGCAAUGGCAGACGACUACAAGGACUUGGUGUGGAAAGGGAUGAGGAGACGUGACUUGUCUCUCUACAAGGAGUAUGCCACUGAUAGAUGUCUUGAUUUGAAGGACUAUCCCUGGUCGGAAAAGAAUGAAGCUGUGGCCGAGGAAGUGAAGGAGAUAAGGGACAUGGUAAAGGGAUUGACAAGACAGGUUACAAAGAUUGUGACCACCACCGGAGCCACGGCAUAUUGGGACAAGCCCGGAGGGCCCUAUUCACUUCGCUGGGACCGGAUGAACACUGAUUCCUGGAGGAGUGUCGAAGAUAGUAAUCCCCGAACGCUGACUAAUUAUCGUGCGAGGGAAAGGGAGAGAGACAAUGAACCAUGGGGGCGUAAGGAUGAUGAGAUAGACCGGGACCGCAGGACUCGCGAGACGUACGGGCGUGCUAGGAGACUGGAUGACUACUCGCGUAGCCCUCGCUAUGAGCCUGACGGGGGUAGAGGCAACCCUCGAGGCCGGUGGGAGUCGGAUCAGGAUCAGCGAGACGGAUACAGGGAUGGCAGAUAUGCGAGAUCGGACCGAGAUAGACAUACGGACGACAGAUAUGAGAGAUCGGACCGAGAUGGACAUAGAAACGACAGAUAUGAGAGGAUGGAUCGAGACGAAUACAGGGGCGGCAAAUAUGAGAGAGGGGAUCGGCCCGGUGAUUCACGCGGGCGGUACGACCGAGAUGACCGGCGUGAUGAUUCACGCGAGCGGUACGACCGAGGAGACCGACGUGCUGAUUCACGUGGGCGGUACGACCGAGGACACCGACAUAAUGAUUCACGCGGGCGAUACGACCGAGGAGACCGACGUGAUGAUUCACGCGAGCGAUACGAACACGGAGACCGCCGCAAUGAUUCGCGCGACAGGAAUGAGAGAGGGGGAUAUGGCGCUUCGACUGAUCCGUAUCCAAAGUCCCCUGACCCCAGAGUAGCCAGGGGUUCGACUUCUAGGAGCGCAGACAACAGGCCGCCCACUCCCCGGAACUCUUGCGUCUACUGUAGAGGGGAUGAUCAUAUCAAGAGAGACUGCCCGGAUCUCAAACGGGCGAUAGAUGAGGGACUUAUCGUGCUUGACGACCGCAAGUACGUCAAGUGGGCAGAUGAUCUGGGAGAUGUAUCGAUGUUCCCUUCGAUGAAGGAGAAUGUCGAAGCAAGUAGAGUAAAGUCGAGUAAAGGAAAGGAGACGGUCAGGAGCCAGAGCAUCAAGAUAACUUUUGAGGGGGAUAUAGCGACCACACCCAUAAGGGUGGCAGCCACCAAGUCGGCGAGAGGGUCUACAUCGAAGAAGACUGACACAGAUUACGUGAUGGCGGAGAAGGACGGACAACGGAUCGAGGGAGAGGAAGUUAUUAUUUCGCCGCGGAAGCGGGGAGUGAAAAAGUUCUUGAUGAAGAGUUCGCUGGGCGAGAUUGACACGGUCAAGCCACUGAGGCGGGCUCUUCAACAACCCAUGCAGUGCUCUAUCCUGGAGUACCUGGCGGCAUCGAAGCCUGCUCGCGAUGAGUUACAGAUGAUCACGCGGAAGACUCGCGUACCUCUAUCAGAGGAGGCUCAGGGGGCCCCUAAGGCGGAAGCUCCUAUUGUAGCAGUAACGAUGUUUACUGCCAGAGCAGAUCGCAUGGCGACAGUCCUUCUUGAUGGGAUGGAAGGUGUGCCUCCAGACAAGUUUUACAUACUUGGUAGUGGGACCGUGGAGGCGAUCAUAAAUGACGGAGCGGUACUAGAUGUUGUGGUCGAUAACGGCAGUGAGGCUGUCAUUAUAGACGAGGGUCUGGUAGUGCAGGUUGGACUAGGCCUCGAUAGGUCAUACCUAUUCGAGAUAGAUACGACUGAUGGGAGAAAGCAACAGAUUACUGGGGUUUGUCACAAGGCAGCCAUAGAGGUACAAGGGGUACGAGUGACCCUGCCUGUCUUUGCAGUCAAGAACUGCAGCUCCGAUCUGCCCUUGGGACGAACGUGGUUGAGCCACGUGCAUGCGGUGACGAUAGAGCGACCGGAUGGGAGUCAGACAUUGUCCAAUAAGAAGCUAGACGGGACGCAGCAGCGAGAACGUGUGAUAGAAAUCCUGAAGACAUGUGAUAAGGCAAUAGCUUUCAGCGAAGCUGAGCACGGUAGGGUUGACCCUCGAUACGCUAAGCCAGCAAGGAUUUACACGAUUCCACAUGUUCCUUGGAAUGACGCAGAAUGGAAAUACGCCCAGAAGGAGAAGGAAGAAGUUAUCGCUUUCCUGAAGGAAAAGAUGGUUUCCCAUGUUGCGGCACCGUCACAUAGCGCCUGUGCUAAUCGAUGGUUCUUCCUACGGAAGCCGAAUGGCAAGAUCCGAUGGAUCCAGGACCUUCAGAAGGUCAACGCGGUGACGAUACGAGACGUGGGCUCCGUGCCACACGCCGACUUACUGGCCAAAGGCAGGUCGAUUUAUUCGGUUUGUGAUCUGUUCUCAGGUUAUGAUGAGGUACCGCUUGAUCCAAGGGACAGGCACCUCACGGCUAUGCAUACGCCAUUGGGACUAAUGGGACAGCCGUUUUUCAGAGAGCCAUGGUAGUCGUCCUCAAGGACUUCAUCCUUGAUAAGUUUGAAGUUUUUCUGGAUGGCUUUCCAAUAAAAGGGUCAGUAAACAAGAAUACAGAGG
Molecule: messenger RNA, 3468 nt
Organism: Chara braunii
Lineage: Eukaryota; Viridiplantae; Streptophyta; Charophyceae; Charales; Characeae
Source: the annotation of a GenBank genome assembly